This is a messenger RNA of Hydra vulgaris (swiftwater hydra), 3074 nucleotides long. RefSeq lists its product as uncharacterized. Gene Ontology annotation, cellular component: apical plasma membrane; adherens junction; apical junction complex. Gene Ontology annotation, molecular function: actin filament binding. Gene Ontology annotation, biological process: actin filament organization. The record is from RefSeq and is a predicted model, not a curated record. NCBI's taxonomy places the organism in Eukaryota, Metazoa, Cnidaria, Hydrozoa, Anthoathecata, Hydridae.
UUUCAGAAAUAAUAUAAAAUGAAGUUUUAACCGUUAGAAAGUUUUUUAUGUGACAUGGUACGCAAUAUGAAUGAUUUAUCAACAAAUUACUGCACCUCAAAAACACUUUCACUUUCAAAUGCUGAUGAGAAAAAUUGUAAAAUCUAUUCAUUAGAAAGCGAAAAAUCUAAUAAACCUAGUGUUCGUGUUGGUAUUCCUGCGUUGUUUACUUUGCAAAGAAGUAUUGAUGAAGAUACAAUGCAUGAGUUUCCUGAUAGCCAAUUAUCUUCCAGUCGUAGCAGGUUAAACAGCACUGAUAAUAGAGAAGUUAUUGAAGUUGGAUCUAUAAAAAAAGUAUCAGAUGCAAAGGCAAUGUUUGAAAACAUGUCUGUUGAACUUAAACAUAGAGGAAAUACCCCAAAGCAUAUUGCAAAAGCGUUAAAUUUAAACACAAAUGAAAAAGUUUCUAAUAAGGUGGUUAGCAAAAACUCAAUUGAAGAUGGAAUGCCAAUGCAUGCAAAAACUAGAUCAUUACCUAUAGAUGUAAUGACAAAAGAUUUGCACAACUAUGCAGGUACAACUUUGACUUAUAAGAAUAAUCGCUUGUAUAAAGAUUCUGUUUCGGAUAUUCAAAAAUCAGCAUGUUUUGAUGAGAAAGAUGAUCAAGAAGAUGUUUCUAAUUUUACGGAUACUAACAAGUCGUAUGAUAACAACAAAUCGUAUCAUUAUAAAACUACUGGGAAUAGCAACCAACUUGAUCAGCAAUUGUUUCCUAGUUAUUCAACUGAUGAUGUUAGAUAUGAUCAAAAAGAUAAGUGCAAAACUACUAUAAAAAAUGACCCUGCUGAUGAGUUGAGGCAGGCUGCUAACAGAUACCAUCAAGAACUUAUGAAAAAUUACCCAAAAUUUAGACAUUCAAUUUUCUUAAAUGACAAUGCAUCAAAAAUGUCACGGAAAGUUUCUAAUCAACCAGAAAACACAUUUAAUAGGGGAGAACCUACUCGAGCAACUAUUGCAUCAACAAGCUCAAACUUUAAAGCACACUCUAAAUCAGUUAGUAAUUCUUCUGAAUUGUGUGAUAUGAAUAAUUUAAUGCUUAGCAACAAUUCAAUAAUUCUUAGCAACAAUUCUAUAAUGGGUAGGUUAUUAAAUGACGAAAGUCAAGGAGCUUCUGUAUAUAAAAUUGACGGAACAAACAUAAGGACAUUUUCAAACAGCUCUAGAGAGGAUACUCCUCUUGUCCAAUCAAAUCGUGUAUUAACACAAGCAGAACCUAAAGCCAUUCAAAUUAAAGAUACAGAUGAGUGUAGUCAAAUUAUUGAUAAAAAAUCAAUCUCAGAACUCGCUACUAACGACACUUUCAUGAAUCGACUUGAUAGCAUAACUUCUAUAGCUGAUUCGACCAAAUCAAGCCAAUAUGAAGGCAACCAAGGUCUUUAUUUUCGUUCAAAUUCGCCAGCUUGUAGCCAGAAUCUUGUUUCAACAAAUGUUUACCCAAUACCCAGCGCGUUAUAUAGGCAUGUAGAAACAGAUAUAGACUCACCAGAGGCUGAAGCUUUAAUUCAUCAAAGAGCCUUAAGUAGUGACAGUGCUGUUUACUUGAGCGAGAAUCAACAUAAAUGUGACUUAAAUAACCAAUAUACAAGUAUGAGUGAUUUAGAUAUAGUUUCUUUAAAGCACUCUGCUCAAAAUGAUUCUGACGAUAUAAACUUGUUACCGCCUCCUCCAGACGAUCUUUUAUGUGAUGAAAUUACGAAUGAAACAAAUAUAGAAAGAGAAAAACCACAGCGCACAAUUAAUCGUAAAAAGAAUAACUAUUAUGGUUUAAAUAGUCGAAACAACUCUUGUGUAAGCACAGACUCGACUACAAGCACUGGUACAGCGGAUUCGGGUAUUGGGGUUCGAUCUGACAAUAGCCCUAGUCCAAUAUCUAAUGAUGAGUAUUUUUUAAAUAAACCUUUAUAUGGAUCACAAGAGUGUCUUGAUGAUGAUGUUGCUGAGUUAGAUAUUAUGCCUCACUCUGCGUCUACUCCAGACCAUCGCACAGACAAUUACACAUAUAAUGAUGAAACGGACUUUGAUGAGAGAAAAUGUUCUUAUAACAAAACAGAGAGUACAGAGUGUUUAGCCAUUGGUAAGAAGGUAAAUGAUUUGGACGGCGAAAAGAGUAAAUUAAUAGAAAGCAUGCGCGAAAAAAUCAACGAGUUACGACUGCAAGAGCAAGAGAUUACGGAUGAAAUUCGUGUCAAUGAUAACUUAGGAAAGAUGGUGCUUAAUAUGGUAGAAUCAAAAGCCACUCAAAGCGAAUUUUCGAAAUUCGAAUUGUUUAUAGGUGAACUUAAUAAAAUAGUUGCUCUUCUUCUUUCGCUAACCCAAAGAUUGCAUAGAUACGAGUUAAUGCUACAAGAGCUUGACAUGUCAAACGAAGAAGAUAAAUUGAAAAAGGACGGUUUAAUCUCAAAAAUUGCAAAGCUACAAAGUCAGUUGGAAGAAGCUUGUUAUUUAAAAGAUGUUAACAAUAAACGUGGCGAUAAUGUCGCGCUAUUUCUUGAAAAAUAUUGUACCGACGAUGAAAUAUCGGAUUACCAAUAUUAUAUUGACAUGAAAUCGCAGCUUGCUUUGAUGCAAUCUGAAAUUCGCGAAAAAGUAAAAUUAGGAGAAGAGCGUUUAUCAGCGCUUGAACGAACCGGUUCCGAAUGGGAAUUCAACUGUCAGUAAUAAUUCUAAAUGAUUAUAAUACUUGUAAAAUGUCAUUGAAAAUUAUCGUUUUACGCUCGAGACGUAUUCCUCAAAGUAAAUCUGUAACCACUAGUAUCUCUAAUUUCUUUGGUAGAUUCUCGGGUAGAUUCGUGUUUUUCAAAUAUUUCAAUGAUUUUAUUUUGAGGCAAUUCGGAGGGUCACCAUGGUAAAGUUUAUUUCGUUAUGGAAUUCUGUUUAUGUUGUUAACUGGUCCAACAUGCGAAUUUCAUAUAUUAGGUUGUUGAAUCGAAAAAGCUGGUGUUGAAUAAAUGGCUCUCUAUUUUUAUAAUAAAGAUAUAGUUCUUGAUAAAAUUGUAAACUGUACAUAUUUAAAUCGUAUACUUAUGCAAAUGAAA